Messenger RNA from Aureobasidium musti, 615 nucleotides. Lineage: Eukaryota; Fungi; Ascomycota; Dothideomycetes; Dothideales; Saccotheciaceae. The record is from the annotation of a GenBank genome assembly.
AUGUCUGAAGCACCCGACACUACCUUCUCGGCUGGCGAGACCAAGCUGUUGAUUAGUAUCAUCAAGAACUUGACUGGCGAUCUUCAGUCAGACUGGGACAAGGUCGCCACCGAGAUGGGCUACAAGGACGGCAGCAUCGCUCGCACCCGCUGGAACCAAACCCGCCGCAAGAAGAUCACCGGCCCUUCUGGCGCCACCACCACAAAGCCCAAGGCCGGCGGCAAGAAAGGCGGCAAGAAGGCCAAGAAGACCUCCGACUCUGAAGACGAAGGCGAAGCUGAAGGUGCCUCUGACGAAGAAAAGCCUGUCGUCAAGAAGACCGCCGCCAAAGGCAAGGGUAAAGGCAAGGCAGCCAAGGCCAAGAAGAACAACGACAGCGACGACGACAACUCUGGCUCUGAAGAAGAGAGAAAGCUCGUUACCAAGAAGAAGGGUCCUGCUAAGAAGACUGGUGGCAAGAAGAACAACAAGCGCAAGACUGCCGAUUCUGAUGAUGAGGAGGACGAGGAUGCUGUGGCCAACAAGAAGGUCAAGACUGAAGACGCUGAGGAGUCCGAGGCUGCUCUUGGUACUGAUGACAAGGAGGAUGGUGCUGAGGAUGACAGCGAGGUUUGA